Molecule: messenger RNA, 2568 nt
Organism: Tinamus guttatus (white-throated tinamou)
Lineage: Eukaryota; Metazoa; Chordata; Aves; Tinamiformes; Tinamidae
Source: RefSeq, a predicted model, not a curated record
AAGAAGAGAGAACAAGAGGUGACGGUCAAGAAAGAAGACAUGCAGGAAGGAAGGGUGAUGAUACCAAAAAUAGCACUGGCAAAUAUUUACUACACAAAGCUGAAGCGAGUGAACAUGGACACAAGUUACAGAAAGAUGAAGGGACAGAUAAAGAGACAGGAAAGAGACACAGAGGAAAAAAAGAACAUUCUCUUCGGCCAGGAAAAGAGAGUCUUUUAAAAGAGAGAAGUCAUAAACUGUUUGAAAAUGAAGAUGAAAAACAUAAAUCAAAGAGAUCUAAAGAAGGAUCUUCCCGUGGAGACAGGGAAAGACAACCAGCAGAAACAAAUGAAAAAAGCAGGGAACACAGAAAACAGGAGAGGAGCCAACAGCAGGAAGGAGAGACAAGCCAUCAGCACGUAAGGAGUGUAAAAGAUAAAGGAAAAAACAACGGAAAAGAAAAAGAGGACAAUAGACAAGUGGAAAUAAAAGAUACCCACAGCUAUAAUUCAGAUACAGGGUUUGAUAACUUUUCAACAAAUUAUGAAGAUGAUUUUGAAGAUUAUGAGGAUGAUUUUGAUGGUGAUGAUGAUGACGACGAAGGCAAUAGCAGUGAAGAAAUAAUUGAAAAAGAAAAGCUAAGAGAGAUUUCUGUUUCCCAAACAUCAGAAAUUGCAGAAAUUCAAAAAACAAUACAGAAUCAAUACCAGAGUCCAAUAAAUGAAAGGCAAUAUCCUCCUGCCAGAAGCUCUUUUAGUGGAAUAUUCAUGGACUUUGGAAUGGCAAACCAGCGACAGAUUAGCCAAAGCAUGGUUAGUAAGCAAAAAAAACGAAGUUCAGAACUUCUCCAACUAAUUGAUCUGGACUUCUCAGUUAGUUUUACAUUACUGGAUUUGCCUCCUGUAAAUGAAUAUGACAUGUAUAUCAGGAAUUUUGGUAGAAUGAACACGAAACAGGCUUAUGUUCAAUAUAACGAGGAUAAUAUUGAGAGAGACAUUCAGACUGAGGAAGUUGAGACACUGGAGAAAUGGACACAGCAUCCAGGGGAAAGUGCCAUUGUGUCUGGAGGUCCUAUAAACAGCCAGGAGAUGUUGGUGAAUAGUACUCAAACACCUAAAAUUGAUUCACAAAGACUAGCAAAUUUUCUCCGGUCUGCCUGCCAGGUGAUCGCUGUUUUGCUAGAGGAGGAUCGAGUUGCAACACAACCCAGGUGGAAACUAAGAUCUCGACAAACCAGUCUGUCUAUUAGUGACAGCUGUUUCCAGUUAAAUACUAACCAGCCGUUCCUCCAUGACCGAAAAAUAUCCUGUCUGUACGUGUCUCAAGUUCAGAGGCAGAUGCUACUUUCUGCUCAUGGAUUACCUGAGGGGGCAGGUGUUGCCUUACUGGACAGAAAGAGCAUCAUAUGUGUCUGGAAUGUCUGGCAGCCGUCCAGUCCUCAGAAAGUUUUAAUAUGUGACUCGGAGGUGCUAAGUUGUUGCCUUAGUCCCAGUAAAACAACCCUAGUGUUUGCUGGAACAGCAGAUGGUUCGUUGCUGAUGUGGGAUCUUCGAGAAGACUCACGAAUGCACCCACACAUGACGUUCAGUGGAACUGAAUGGACAUUUAGACUUCCAACAUUUUCCACUGAUGGAGUUCUAAACUCAGUAAACCACUCCUCUCCUAUACUAGCAGUGGAACCUGUCUCAACCUCUCUCUACGCUGAGCAGAAUUACAGGCUCUCAAGCCUUUCUUAUCAGGAGGAAAUGUCAGGCUGUCCAUGCCAGAUAGCUUCAAUGGAUGAAAAUGGAAUCCUCAAUAUGUGGGUUGUUGUUGAAUUGCAAAAAGUUGAUUUAGCUGGUUCACAGACCGAUUUAGGUUUAAUUCCUGGAGGGAAAGUGAAGUUAGUGCAUAGUUCUACUACAGAAUUGAAUAAGAGCGUUUUCCCAAAGGAUAUAUGCCAGAGAAUGCCACAAACACUGUCAAUUAAGUUUCUUUCUUCUAAUCCUAAUCAUUUCAUUGUUGGAACAAACAUCGGCCUGGUAGGCCAUGGUACAAGACACAAUUUAAAAGUUCCUCCAAAGCUCUUCAGACCCCAACAGAGUGGGCUAAGAUCAGUAAGCGUCAAUGCAAUAGAUUUCUCCCCUUUUGGAAAGCCACUCUUUCUGGUUGGCUGUUCUGAUGGAAGUAUCAGAUUGCACCAAAUGACAUCAGAGUAUCCCCUCAUGCAGUGGAAUGACAGCACAAAUGGGCAGCCAGUUAUUGCCCUGCAGUGGGCUUUAACCAGACCUGCUGUGUUCUUUGUCCUGGAUGCUUCAUCUAAUAUUUAUAUUUGGGACCUUCUGGAAAAUGAUUUGUUGCCUGUGGCGAAGCAGGCUAUUCCAUCAGAUAAUGUUGUGACUAUGGCUGUACUGGGAGAACCAGAAAAAACAACUGGUCUGCUAGGAAUUGCACUGGCCAAAGAGUCUGGACUGAUAGACAUUCAAUAUGUAAAGAAGAAGUGGGCAUUACCUCAGCCUGGGGAAUCUGAAAAGCUACAUCUGCUGCUAUUGCAGUCCUUUUAGAAACAGAACGCUUGUCUGAGCAUACAGACUAAUGCAAAAUAUUUAG